AUGUACGCAAUAGUAGUCCUGAAAAGUGCAAAAACACAAACCAAUCAUCCUUUUCUCCCUACAGACAAUUCCACCUAUGUCGGAUUUCCUGGACUUCCUGUAACAACAGAGAGCCCACUGGGUGUUGGUGUUUCAGACACCUCCAUAAGUGUUCUGAACAGCAGUCUCACCACAGUCUUCAUUCCACUGAUCUACAUCAUCAUCUUCAUUGUGGGGUUACCCACCAACGCCAUGGCCAUCUGGGUGUUCCUCUUCAGAAUCAAGAAGAAGAAAAAGAAUCCAAUGUCCAUCUUACUGGCCAACCUCGCACUGGCUGACCUGCUCUUCAUCAUCUGGCUCCCACUGAAGAUCCACUAUCACUUCAACAACAACAACUGGACCUUCGGGGAACCACUGUGUAAAGUUCUAGUGGGUUUUUUCUAUGGGAACAUGUACUGCUCCACUAUCUUCAUAGCCUUCAUCAGCAUUCAGCGCUACUGGGCAGUUGCACACCCACUCUCUCACAAACUGUCCAAUCGUGUAACAGUGUGUGUAUCUGUGUGUGUGUGGAUUGUGGUCUGGAUCACCACCAUCCCUCUCUACCUGUAUGACCAGACUGUUAAAAUCACCAACGACAACAUCACCACCUGCCAUGACGUCACACGUCCCAGUCAAUCAAGCUUCCCUGUUGGAUACUUCCUGACUAUGGGCAUUGUGGGAUAUGUAGUUCCCUGUUUGGUGUGUGUAGUUGCAUAUCUGCUGACCUUUUGCUCUCUCAGGAAGUCUGCAAUUGAUUCCAGCAGCAGUAAGAAGAAAAAGAAGGCGAUUAUCCUCAUGAUCAUUGUGGUGGUGAUGUUCCUGUUGUGUUUCACCCCCAGUAACAUCAUGCUGCUGGUUCACUACUCUCUGCUGGCAGCAGAGAUUCAGAAUGAAGCCUACAGCUUCUACAUUGUUGCGCUGUGUCUGGGCAGUUUGAACAGCUGUCUGGACCCGUUUGUGUAUUAUUUUAUCUCGGAUGAGUUCAGAGAGCAUGUGAAGAACACGCUGAAGUGUCGUAGCGAACGUUCUGCUGAGAGGAUAAAGGUUUCCUUCACGCAUGUAAAAUCCUCUUCAGAAUGCCCAACACUCUCAACGUUCACCCCAACAGGAUAUCAGCAAAGUAAAAGUCCUCUUAAAACACACCAACCAAUAACAAAUUAAGUUCCACGUUUGAAUGAAUUUAUUGCUGUCUGAUUAAUUAAAACAACAGAUAAAACCCAAAAAAUUUUAUUCCCUCAAUAGAUUAGCACAGUUCUAGUGUUAAAAAAUUUGCAUUUACCAUUACAAUUAUCACAGUUAAAGAAAUAAUCAGUAAUAAAUGAGAGCAACUAUGUGAAAUGCCUACAGGUGUCCAAUUUCCAAGCACUGGAUUGACGCCAAGCUCACACAUGUUACAAAACUGACACACAGUGGCAAGUGAUGAUGAGUCUUACUCUGUAGCUGAUAUGUGUAUAAAGUUUAUAAUGCCAAAGUAUAAUGCCAAAGUGAUUACCUGUUCAGCAGAAAAAUAGCAUGCUUGCCACGCUGUUUGCUUGCUGUUAUCUAUACCUGGCAACCUGGGAUGUGGAAAUGGGACCGGAGGCAUGGAAGUCGGCAGAUUCUGAGGCUACAUCCCACACAGAUUUUCGUGACGUCCUGUCUGAAGCUCUGCUGCAUGUUUCCUUAAUAUCUGAUGGUACAACCUGGUCAUGUUAUCAGUUACUAGAAAAAAUAUGUACAGAAAAUGUAUUAAUUACCAGACAAUAGACAUACACUUCUGCAUUGUUUCAAGAAAAUAUUAAUAAAUUAAUGUGUGUUUGUGCACUUGUGAGAGAUGUGCAUAUGGAGAUUCUGUGCUACCAUUUGUUUAGCAGUCUGAUGACCAAAGGGAAGAAGCUGUCCCAGAACUGCCUGGUUUUGGGAUUAUGUAGGUGUAAUUAGCAGGUGUCCAAAUACUUUUGGACUUUUUCUGUAUCUCUCAACAUGCAAAGGCAGCUUUGUGCUCGUAAUGUUGAGGUUUCUCUGUAAA
This is a messenger RNA of Astyanax mexicanus (Mexican tetra), 2026 nucleotides long. RefSeq names its product proteinase-activated receptor 2-like. Gene Ontology annotation, cellular component: membrane. The transcript is spliced from 2 exons. Gene Ontology annotation, molecular function: thrombin-activated receptor activity. The coding region runs from base 1 to 1179 and encodes 392 amino acids. Gene Ontology annotation, biological process: phospholipase C-activating G protein-coupled receptor signaling pathway; thrombin-activated receptor signaling pathway; positive regulation of Rho protein signal transduction. Lineage: Eukaryota; Metazoa; Chordata; Actinopteri; Characiformes; Acestrorhamphidae. The record is from RefSeq and is a predicted model, not a curated record.